Molecule: messenger RNA, 4132 nt
Organism: Paramisgurnus dabryanus
Lineage: Eukaryota; Metazoa; Chordata; Actinopteri; Cypriniformes; Cobitidae
Source: RefSeq, a predicted model, not a curated record
GGUUCCGCUUUUUGCGCAAUUCUCUGUCACUUUGUCCAUUCACCGCUUUGUGUUAUUGACGACAUUUAUCCAGAGGAGGAGGUAUAAUGUUAUCUGACAUUAACCUUUGCAUUUCAAGAUCAAACGUGACUGCGUGUUGAAGCAAACGCAAAAUUAUCCAGCAAAUGCGCGGAAAAGGUUCGUUUGAAACGUCAUUGUGAGGGGCUCGGUUAUUGAUUUGUUUUCCUGCUUUCGCUGGACUUCAGGUCGCACUCAUCGCAGCGAUGGACAUUUGUUUAGUUUUGGGCACUCUGGGUGCUGCUCUUGCGGGUCUCGUCCUUGCAGCUUAUAAACUUGGCUUACUUUAUCAGCUGUUUCAUAAGACCGAGACAAAGAGCCCUCGACAUGGAGGGGAGAGCGUGGCAGAAGUUCUGCGGACUCACGGGGUCAAAUUCGUUUUCACGUUGGUGGGUGGACACAUCUCGCCCAUCCUGGUGGCAUGUGAGAAACUGGGCAUCCGCAUUGUUGACACCCGGCACGAGGCCACAGCUGUGUUUGCAGCCGAUGCCGUGGCAAGACUUUCUGGCACAGUGGGUGUGGCUGCGGUUACGGCAGGACCCGGGCUUACUAACACGGUCACUGCGGUGAAGAACGCUCAGAUGGCCGAAUCUCCGCUGCUUCUUAUCGGUGGUGCAGCUGCGACUCUCCUGCAGGGUAGAGGUGCACUGCAGGAUAUCGACCAAAUGUCCCUCUUCAAGCCGCUGUGCAAGUUUUGUGCUUCAAUAAGAACCGUGAGAGAAAUUGUUCCUACUGUAAGAAAAGCAUUAAGCAUCGCACAAUCUGGCACACCAGGCCCCGUGUUUAUUGAGUUCCCCAUAGACACGCUUUACCCUUACCAUGUGGUGGAAAAAGAGUUUGCCCCUAAAAACACUCCCAAAGGGCUGAUGGGGAAAAUCAUUGCAUGGUAUCUUAAGAAUCACUUAUGUAACUUAUUCGCUGGAGCAUGGGAAAGCCGUGAUCUGUCCCCGCUUCCCAUUCACAUCCCUCAGGCCACAGAGGAUCAGAUCCAAAAAUGUGUGGAACUGGUGAGCAGAGCCAAGAAACCUGUUAUACUGUUGGGCAGCCAGGCAACCUUACCACCUACACCUGUGGAUGAUAUCAGAAAGGCCUUAGAGUCUUUAGGUAUUCCCUGCUUUCUGGGUGGGAUGUCCCGAGGCAUGCUGGGUAAGAACAGUCCACUGCACAUCAGACAAAACAGAAGAGAUGCCUUGAAGGAUGCUGACCUUGUGCUGCUGGCAGGCACAGUUUGUGACUUCAGACUGAGUUAUGGAAGAGUGCUGAACAGACGGAGUAAAAUCAUCGCAGUCAACAGAGACAAAAGUCAGCUGCUAAAGAACUCAGACAUGUUCUGGAAGCCAACGGUGGCCGUUCAAGGCGAUGCUGGCUCCUUCCUCCUGCGUCUCUCCAAAGCCCUAAAGGGACACAAAUGCCCGGAGGAAUGGCCUCAAAGCCUGAAAGAAGGAGAUAACGUUAAAGAAAAGGCUAACAGAGCUAAAGCAGAUGAGAAGACCGAGAGGCAUCUAAACCCUCUUAAUGUUCUGCACCGGGUAGAUGAGCUGUCGAACGAGGACAGCAUCAUAGUGGCCGAUGGGGGAGAUUUCGUCGGCAGUGCUGCUUAUAUCAUGAGGCCGCGGGGUCCCUUGCGAUGGCUGGACCCAGGUGCUUUUGGGACUCUGGGUGUUGGAGGAGGGUUUGCUCUGGGAGCGAAGCUUUGUCGACCUGACUCUGAGGUAUGGAUUGUAUACGGCGAUGGUUCCCUGGGAUACAGCGUUGCUGAAUUUGAUACCUUUACACGGCACAAGACCCCAGUGAUAGCUCUGGUGGGAAAUGAUGCCUGCUGGAGUCAGAUCUCCAGAGAACAAGUGCCUAUGCUCGGGAGCAAUGUAGCCUGUGGUCUUGCCUUCACAGAUUAUCACAUAGUAGCCGAUGGUUAUGGGGGCAAGGGUUACCUGGUUGGGCGAGAGGAUGAAUCGCAGCUUGAUGACAUCAUUAAAAAAGCCCAGAAGGAGUGCAGAGAGGGAAAAGCCACUCUGCUAAAUGUUUUGAUUGGGAAAACCAACUUCAGGGAAGGCUCUAUUUCAGUUUAGACUGGGACACUGUACACGAUCCUGCCUAGAAACCCAAAGUUUUAAUGUUUUAAAUACGAUAUGCGGUACACCCUUUACUAAAUGUACAGAUUCAUUUGAUUUGAAAAGAAGGAUAUAAGCGGUUGUAUUAACUGUUUGUGCAACAACAUACCAGAUGCAAUCUGUGCAAUAUGUGUACUAUACUUCUUUAUAGGGUAGUUUUUUUAAUGUUUUAAAGAUUUUCACAUCACUCUAAUGUGAAAAAUAAUGCUAUAUUUAAAUUGUAAAGUAUAUAUACUGUACACUCUGGUAUUUUGUGUUGUCCUGCCUUUAAUUUAUGCUAAUUUUAAAUAUAUAUAAGAUACUGUAUUACAGUAAUGAGAAUUGAGAAUAAUAAGAUUUUUUAAAUUAUCCAUAAUCCUUACAGUCCUAAGAAAAUACAGAAGUAGGGCAUAAUAUUAACAGUGCCAACACCAGCCUUAAUUUAACUUCAAAAAUACUAUGAUGUAUCCAGGAUGUUUUUCAUAAAAUUCACCCAACUACUCAAGGAUCAAGAGUGCCUUGCUUUGUCCAGACUAAGUGUGAUACUUUGAAAGAGCAGAGAUGUAGUGGUCCAUUCAAUUUCAUUAUUUUCAAAGCACAUGAAUAUUUUACUUGAAUUACAUAUUGUUAUUGAAACUGAAGGAUUGAUCCCUGUGUUAGUGUGACUGCUUGUGUGAUAUGCAAUAGUGUUAAAUCUUCUGCUUCAUUCACCUGUGUGCCUGUCAUUACUGAAUGUUAAACUGAUCUUAUUAACAAAGUCAACUAUUUGGUAAAAAUAUAAAGACUUUGCAUCUGUAGUUAUUUGGACAGUAAUGUCUCACUACUGAUUGAAUCAAAUGAAUCUUCCAAUUAAAGUCUAGGAAAAAGCCUAAACCAAAAUACAAUACUGUAUAUUUAGAAAUAUAGUCCUGUAUUUUGAGUUUUCCAAGGUUUGACACCUGGAUAUACCACAAUGAUUCACAGAAACAUUUGCAAAUGGUUACAUGAUUAAUCAGGAUAUAUUGAUUGUAAUAAAAUCAUUGAAGCUGCUUCUUUGCCUCCUAAAAGGUCUUAUUUUAUCCAUGCCAUAAAGAAGACUCUUCCAUCUGUGCAAUAAUGUGUGCAUUAGGGACAUCUUUUGUACUUAAUACUUGAACUAAAAUUGUACAAAGAAUUUAGGAAAUUGAAAAUGGCAACCAAAAUCCCUAAAUUUAAACAGAUCCAUAGGAUCAUACAGGUUAUUAUGCACAUAAAAUCCCACUGAAUAAACACAGAUGUCUGGAAAUCUUUGUUCGGAUCUCCACUUAGUUAUCCAUUAACAUUAUUCACAUUGUGUUCAUUUUAAUGUACAGUCUCUGGCUUCUUCAUUACCUGGCCAGUGUAGUUUAAUAAGAGACGACAGCAAAGAAAGUACUGAAAAGAGGAGGUCUGUUAUCUUGUGUCUGUUUGCAAGAGCCUAUAAUGUUAAAUGCUUCAUUUACUCUGGGCACAUCAUGACCUGUCCGAAAGAGCCCUCGCCUUGCCAUUAACUCGUUUACUGCUUUAUGGUUGGCAAAAUGUGAAUGAGAACAUUUCUUUUAAUGAAUAUGAACUACUGGAAGCAACUUAACUGACCAGAGCUGUUUCUGUGGCCACAUUUGUUAUUAAAGGGACAGUUCACCCAAAAAUGAAAAUUCUGUUAUCAUUUACUUACUCUCAUGUUGUUACACACCUGCAUAAAUUUCUUUGUUCUGAUGAACACGAAGGAAUGUUUGUAACCAAACCGAUCAUGAGCCACAUUCACUUCUAUAGUAGAUAAAAAUAACACUAUGGAAGUAAAUAGGACUCAUUAGCUCAUAUCCAGCUGUUACCUCACUUGGACGUUAUUAAGUGGCAGACAUUUUAAAGACAAAGUAACCUUUUUUUGAUAAUUAAAUUGAUCAAAUAGCCAGAAAGUAUGCUACUGACUAUCAACUAUGUUAUGUAAAUUGUUGUGAGUUAUAAUAAAAAAAAAAAUCCUUUAUGUC